AUACAGUUGAUGGACUCUCCAAUGAUACCUCAACCUUUUCUUAUGUUUCUGACGAUGGUCCAUCAACGUCGUUCAGCAGCACCAGUAUGAUGACGUCAACACCGACCCAACCACAGACCCAACCACAGAGUAUGCUCAAUGCACCCCGGCACACUGGUAAGACAUGAUGUUCAGAGUGAAAGUUGUAAUUGUGCAUUUUCCUAACUUUUAAUUCACAGCAAACUGUGAACUCACUCAAAAUGCUUGUUUGCAUAAUUAAAUCCAUAAUCAUAAUUAUACAUUGACUGUAAAUACUGAUAUUUAAAUUUCAUUGUGUUUUGAUCUUAUCUUAUGUAUAUUGUGUUUAUUGAGUUUAUUUUAAUUUGUGCUUAUUCUGUUCUUAUGUGUUACAACUUUUCUAUAUUAACAUUAUGUUAGAUAAUAUAUAUAUCCACCUGUUUUUUGUACCAAUUGCUAAAAAAAAACACUAUUCUGGUCUUUUGUUUACUCCAGGUGAUAGGAGACGGUUCCAGCUGGAUUUGCGCACAGUCGUGGAGGAUAUGCAGGCAGCAGAGGAAAGGCAGCAGGAAAGGAUGGAGAACCUUUCUGAGCGGCGGUUUCAGGCACUGCGUCAGGAUGCCCAGGAAGCGAGGCGCCAGGAGGCAGAAAUCGCCCGGCAGCAGAUGGAGCAGUUGGCUACCUUCAACCAGGCCUUCCUUGGUGUCCUUGGGCAGCUUGUUCAA
Pelobates cultripes (western spadefoot toad) is the source of this 722-nucleotide messenger RNA. The record is from the annotation of a GenBank genome assembly. Lineage: Eukaryota; Metazoa; Chordata; Amphibia; Anura; Pelobatidae.